Phycomyces blakesleeanus NRRL 1555(-) is the source of this 1965-nucleotide messenger RNA. RefSeq lists its product as hypothetical. Bases 88 to 1716 code for a protein of 542 amino acids. The record is from RefSeq and is a predicted model, not a curated record. Gene Ontology annotation, molecular function: L-serine ammonia-lyase activity; 4 iron, 4 sulfur cluster binding. The transcript has 4 exons. Gene Ontology annotation, biological process: gluconeogenesis. Lineage: Eukaryota; Fungi; Mucoromycota; Mucoromycetes; Mucorales; Phycomycetaceae.
CGCUCUCGUCUCGGGCAUUCUGUUGCCAACCAUGUCAAGUUGACAGCUAUAUCACAAAGACUUGCCACUCCUGCCUGCUCUAGACUGAUGUCCACCGCCACCCAGAAGAAACAGGAGAAGGUCGAAGAAAGAACCGAUCACCAUGCUGUUGUAUCAACCUUUGAUCUGUUCUCGGUUGGAAUUGGACCAUCUUCCUCUCAUACUGUUGGACCCAUGAGAGCUGCCAAGAUUUUCAUUCAUGAUCUCAAGACACACAAAGUUCUCGAGAGAGUUCACACCUUGCGUGUAGACAUGUUUGGUUCAUUGGCCCUGACAGGCGCUGGCCACGGAACUCCGGAUGCAAUCCUGAUGGGAAUCGAAGGCGAAUCGCCCGAUCAGGUAGAGACCUCGACAAUCAAAUCUCGGGUCCAAGACAUCCACACCAACCACUCCAUUAGACUCGACGGCACACAUCGCAUCCACUUCAACCCAGAAAAGCAUCUUAUCUUCAAUUACUUCAAGUCCUUACCUCAGCACCCAAACGGCCUUCGCUUUUGUGCCUAUGACAGCGACAGCAACAUGGUCGCCACAAACGAGUAUUUUAGUAUCGGAGGAGGAUUUGUGGUUAAUGAGGAGACUCAAUUGGAUCACGGAGAGAACGUUUACUACAAGCAAGAAGAUAAGGACGGAGCAAUGGCUGAGCGAAGACAGCAGGAUAUUGCGGUAGUUGCGCUCCCUUUCAAAACAGCCGAUGAACUUAUUGCGGUCUGUAAGCGAGAGAACAUGACGAUUGCCCAAGUUGUGUAUGAGAAUGAGCUACGGUGGUCUACACCAGAAGAGAUCCGCACAAAGCUACUAAAGAUCUGGAAUACAAUGGACGAGAGUAUCCGAAACGGUGUCAUGGCGUGUCCUACAGAUAUGCUUCCUGGUGAUCUCAAAGUUCGCAGACGUGCACCUGCACUCUACAGUAAACUCCUCAAAGGUCUCUACGGCCCAGUAAAGACAUCCACCGAGUAUCAUACCAACCAGAUCGCAACCUCUACAAUACCAAUGGAAGAAGCUAUUGGACAUCCCGACGAUCACAAAAAUACUUUCCCAAUGUCACUCUCUGUACUCCCCAAGCGUCAACGAAAGCGUUUCUUCUUGCCAGCUCUUGAUUAUCUAUCAGUCUAUGCUAUUGCCGUUAAUGAAGAAAACGCUUGUGGUGGUCGAGUAGUAACUGCACCUACAAACGGUGCUGCGGGCACCAUCCCAUCUGUCAUGAAAUACUAUCUCGAGUUCAUCUCCGAGCACCCGGAGCGUGAUGUUAUGGAGUUUCUUUUGACGACUGCCGCGAUUGGCAUGCUCUUUAAGCGUGGAGCAAGCAUCUCUGCUGCCGAGGUUGGUUGCCAGGGAGAAGUCGGUGUGGCCUGCUCUAUGGCCGCGGCAGGGUUUACGGCUGUGAUGGGUGGGUCUGUAGAUCAAGUCGAAAAUGCGGCCGAGAUUGGCAUGGAGCACAACCUGGGUCUGACAUGUGACCCGAUUGGUGGCCUUGUGCAGGUGCCCUGCAUUGAGCGAAAUGCCCUUGCGGCCGUCAAGGCCAUUGCGGCAGCACAGCUGGCACUCAACGGAGAAGGCGAUCAUCGUGUGUCGCUUGAUCAGGUUAUCGAAACCAUGCGUCAGACUGGCGUAGACAUGAUGUCAAAAUACAAGGAGACAAGUCAAGGUGGACUUGCAGUCAAUGUUCCAAUGUGUUAAGAAAAUGGUGAUAAUAGUUAUUAUUUAUUUAAUUGGCCUUAUUAUCUCUUUCUUGAGUUGUAGACUUUUUCUUCUCCUUCUUCUUCGUAUCAUUCAUAUAUACGCACACACGCACACACAUAGUUACAGUACAACAACAUGGCAUUUUGUCCAUAUAGACUUUUUCUUUUCUUUUUCUUCUUAUCAUACAACUUUUUCUUCUUCUUCUUUACACACAUAAAUAUAUCAAUAUGUACGUGCUUUCAUUUC